AUGUUAUCGCUCAAGCUGUUACUUCCGUUGGUAGCAGUGUCGCUAACUGCGAUUAAUGCACUUGCAUACCCUACCUCCACCAAAUUUACCAAGACAUUCCCUCGCUCCGCCAGGGGUGAUGACAUUGUGAACACACCAAGUGGUCCAAUUCACUCAUCCAACGUACAUGUCGUUCCUCAUGGCUCGCUCAUUCAACAUGAAGCUAGCACAGUCAAUGUAAUUGCACCCAACGGAACCACCAUCUUCUCCCUUCCCUCCAAUAAGGCCCAGAGGGGUCUAAACGCCACCCAGCCGCGCGACUCUCUCGCACGACGCGCACUGCAAUCAGGAUACGUUGAGCUCGCGUUCUGGGGGAACACAGCGCCCAGCCCCAUAUCCACAUUCUCCACCCUCUGGUCCGUCCCAAACGUCCCGGAAAACGUGGACGGCCAGCUGCUCUACAUCUUUAAUGCGCUCGAGCCGCAGUCCUUUGACGGCAUCCUGCAGCCAGUGCUGCAAUUUGGUGUCUCUCCAGCUGGAGGAGGAAACUACUGGUCCGUGGCAUCGUGGUGGUUGUAUGGCUCCGACGUCUUUGCCACCCCUGUCACCCCUGUAAGCGUAGGCCAGACUCUCGUUGGUGUGAUGACACUCCAGAGCACAUCCACGUCGGGCGGAAGCACGUCGUACAACUAUAAUUCUGUGUUCACCGGGAUUCCAGCGUCGUCUCUCUCCAUAACAUCACCGGAGGAACUCACGAUCACCUUCGAGGCGCUGGAGAUCUACGGCGCGUCUGGGCCCACGGAUCUCCCACGCGGACGCACCACAAUGCGGGCCAUCGAUAUUGUGAACCAGGACGGUUCGCGCCCUCCGGUCAGCUGGGAAGUGACAGCUGAUACUAACGAACGGUUCUCGGUCAAUGUUGUCUCGAAUGCGACACCUAAUGGCCAGGUUGAUUUAUUCUAUCCUUUGCAAUAA
This is a messenger RNA of Psilocybe cubensis, 954 nucleotides long. RefSeq lists its product as uncharacterized. The transcript has 2 exons. The coding region runs from base 1 to 954 and encodes 317 amino acids. The record is from RefSeq and is a predicted model, not a curated record. Lineage: Eukaryota; Fungi; Basidiomycota; Agaricomycetes; Agaricales; Agrocybaceae.